AUGGCGUACAAGGAUCGCGACCGCAUGGUGGAGGAGAUCAACGGUAGGGCCAUCAAACAGAUCGACGACGGUAGAACCAGAGGGGAACACGUCCCAUCAAAAAAAAUAUCCUCACGAACAUGUUGCUGCCCUCUGCCCUCUCACGACCACGCCGUCGGGGCAGUUUUGGCCACCUCCCCACACCUCGCCCCACCUCUUCCUCAGAUCCUCCCCGCCAGCCAUCGCCCUCGACCUGUGCCUCCGUCUGCACGCGCCGCCAGACCACCGCACCCAUGCUCCAAGUGCUCGGGCUGCCCCAUCCACGCGCUGCCCGGGCCGCCACACCCACUCGCCGCCCAGACACAGGCGCCGAACCUCCACGCUACAGAUGUAUUGGAGACGGCAGGCAGCGGCAGCAGGAGGAAGAUGACUGGGGCAACGAGCUCAGAUGCGCACUUCUCUGAAAGUCCAGGCAGCUGGCAACAGGCAACCAAGACCCAAGACGAUGGGCUAGUCUACUCUUUGGUUGGUGUCGAGCCACAGUUCCGAUGCCUUGCUGCUCAGGUCGGGAGAAGUCGCGGUAGUGCACACACUGUCGUUUGUUGCUGGGAUCAACAUACUACUAUAGUGAAUUUAUGGCUUCUAUCUUGCAUGGAUGCCUAGGUGGAUGUUGUUGUCGCCUUCAUGCCCACAAGAGCUUGUUUGUUGCCGAGGUCGCCAGGCAAAAGUGUCCUUUUCUGCUUCGAGCUGCUUUGACCGGUGGCACACUUCAGUGAUAAUGCUCUCACCAUGGACAACACAGUCGUGGGACUCGUGUUUGCUGGCGGAAAGGUGGAGCAAGAGGUCUCUGAAGCUGCAGCAGAACGAGUCUGUAGAGACGGUGUUGAAUUUUAUCAAGGUUUUUUCAUUUGUUUUGAACCAUCCAGGAGAGACAAGGUUGCUUCAUUUGCAAGCUCAAAACGCUUUAUGAUUGUAUUCUGCUUCUCUACCCAGUUCAUUGAACCUAUGCAAUUGGUUGUCGGUGUUUGAUCCCAUUAGUAGUAUGAUCAAUUUUGUUUUGAGACAUGCAGUCCCCAAAUCCAACACUCCCCACGAUCCGACGAAUGGGAGAGGGAAGAUGAGCAAUGGCCGCACCACUGUAGACAAACAGCUUAACACUGAGACAAAGCUCUAUAUCGAGGGAUGAAGUGUUUGGAGCCCGGAUGAAGAAUGCUUCCGAGGUGGAGAAAGAGGAGAACUAUUGAGAAUGCUUGCAAACCGCUUAGAAUUUUUGUUUAGCAGACUCGGACUCCUUGUGUUCUUUUUUUAGUCGCGGACUCCUUGUUUGAUACAAUACAUCUGAAGAGCCCUUUUUGCGCACUGUUCAAAUAAGCUCUUCAUUUUUAUGAGUCUGGUCAAACAAUGCACUUCAAAUAAUGAAGUUAUUGUCUCUGGGAUAUUUGGCCAAAUGUUGUACUUAUCAUCCUAGAUAAUCCCUAUUCAUUACG
Triticum dicoccoides is the source of this 1466-nucleotide messenger RNA. RefSeq lists its product as uncharacterized. The coding region runs from base 1 to 642 and encodes 213 amino acids. The record is from RefSeq and is a predicted model, not a curated record. NCBI's taxonomy places the organism in Eukaryota, Viridiplantae, Streptophyta, Magnoliopsida, Poales, Poaceae. The transcript has 6 exons.